Molecule: messenger RNA, 7413 nt
Organism: Tetrahymena thermophila SB210
Lineage: Eukaryota; Ciliophora; Oligohymenophorea; Hymenostomatida; Tetrahymenidae
Product: phosphatidylinositol 3- and 4-kinase family protein
Exons: 17
Biological process (GO): negative regulation of macroautophagy; TOR signaling
Cellular component (GO): nucleus; TORC1 complex; TORC2 complex
Molecular function (GO): protein-containing complex binding; protein serine/threonine kinase activity; protein binding
Source: RefSeq, a predicted model, not a curated record
AUGCAGGAGGAGAAGCUUUUAAAGAAAAAUACUGAAGUAUUUGGGAGAUUAUUGAGAUUAGGAGGAUAGAGAGUUUAAAAUGUUUUAGUUGGAUAUAUUUCUAAUAUUAUUGAAUCAUUAUUCUUAACUUCUACAAAGGACAAUUAAAAAUAUGCAAGUCUACUUGUCCUUAAAGAGCUACUAGAAUAGUCUCCUUUUAUAACAUUUAAGAUUAUUGCUAAUACGGAGAACUUUCGUUCAAAAAUAUGGUCCCACAUUAAAUCGAAAAAUAUUCUUGUAAGAGAGGCAGCUUUAAGCUUUUUUGAUCAAUACAUGUAGCAUAUAAGUCUUAAAGAAUAGGAAGUUCAAGAAAAAGAAUAUAGUGCUUAUUAUACAGACAUAGAGAGCUACUUAAAGUAAAAGGAAGAAGAAAUGAUCAUAGGAAAUAUUGCAGUUUUAAAAAUCAUAUUUAGUUAUCCUAGUUAAGAGUAGUUUACUGAUACGUAAUACUCUAACAUGUGCAAGUAUGUUCUUUCAAAAAAAGAGCAUACUUACUAGUCUAUUUAAAAAAUAGUUAUAGAUACAUUGCCUAUUCUCUCUAAGUUUAAAAGAUAACAUUUCUGUGAAAAUUUCUUAUGUGAAACAAUAGAUCAUAUCCGUAAUUUAAUUGGCUCCAAUAAAUUCAAAUCGCCUUCAUAGGAUUUAUUAAUUAGCUAUUAUGAUACACUUGAUAAAAUAUGCUCUUCACUGGAUAUUAGCAUUAUAAAAAAAAUACCUGAUGAUAAAAAAAAAUUAAUAUUUGAUGAAAUUAAAAGAGUUUGUAAAACAAUUUAAAAAGAUUUAUAAGAUAAAAAGGAAUAUAUUCCUAGUCGAGUAACCUGCCUUUAAAAUAUUGUGAAGGUUUUUUCAACAAGAUAUUCUGAAUUAAUUGAUGAAGAAAAUUUAAUUGAUGACCUCAUAUUUAAUGGUCUGUAUCCACAAACAGUAGAAUUUUUAGAAAAUAUUUAAAGUUACAAAAUGGAUGAGAUAAAAGAAAAUACAUCUGUUUCUGAAGAAAAUCGUAAAAAAGAAAAAAAAGAAUUCUCUACUUUCAUAUAAUACAGGCUUUUGCUUUACAUAAUUACAACUUUGCAGAAAUAAAGAAAUGUUACUCCUUUGACUCUUCCACCUGUCAAUGAUUCUUAAAAAAAAUUUUAAUUAAAACUUCGUUAAUAUGAAGACAGGAUUAAAGGAGACAAAGAGAUAUCUAAUGCUAUCUAAACUCUUUCUACAUUUAAAUUUAAAACCUAUGAGAAAGAAUUGACAAACUUUUUAAAAGACAAUGUUUUAGAUUAUCUUGAUAAUAAAAAUAAAAUUAUUCGUAAGGCUGCUGCUAAAGCAGGCUGCCUUCUUUGUGUUAAAAAGGGUAAAGAUAACUUAAUAUCAAAAUCAGUGAUGUACAAAAUACUAGAAAAGUUUAUGAGUGUAGCUGUUUCAGAUGCCGAAGAUGAAAUUCGCUAGACUAUGUUGAAAAGUCUAAAUGAAAAUUUUGAUUAAUAUUUAAUAGAGCCAAUAUACCUCAAGAAAUUAUUCUUUUGUGUAAAUGAUAGCAACCUAGAGGUACAACAGCUAGCUUUAACUACUCUAUGCAGACUUUCUAAGUACAAUCCAUCAGAUAUAGUUCCCUUUUUAAAGAAAACUUUAUAUGAAUAUAUUUCAUAGCUUUCUUACAAUAAAAAACGAUUUGAAAAUGAAAAGAAGAUUAUAAAUCUCUUAAAAGGGUUAGUGUGCUUAAUUAAGAAUGAUACAGAAGUAGUCAAACCUCAUUCAAUGACAAUAGCAACUAUUCUUUUAAAAUUUUUAAAAGAUUCAACAAUCACAAACAAUAUGAUUCCUGAGUUACUCAAAGCCUUCAGUUAGCUUAGUGCUUUAGGAGAUUUUCAAAACCUUAUUGAUAUGGAUGAGAUUUUCCCAAUAUUUUUGUCAGCAAUGUAAGACAAAUCUUCAACCUUCAAGAGGGAAUCAGCAGUUAAAUCUCUAGUAGAAAUAUUAAAAAAUACAGGAUUUGUAGUGCUUCCAUAUUACAAGUAUCCUAACUUCCUUGAAAUUGUAUUUUCUUUAAUGAAAAAUGAGGUUAACACAGAAAUGAGGUACUAGUGUAUGAGACUAAUUGGUUGUGUAGGAGCCAUAGACCACUUCUUUUACAAAAAAGUUAUUGAUAAAAUUAAGAACCAUUCAAUAACAUCAUCGUUCGCAGACAAUAGAAUUCUUGUGAAUUAUAUUGUUACCAAAUCUUUCAGGAAAAGGUUCAAAUUUAUGAAAAAGCUCAUUAAAUAUCAACAAACAAAUCAAUCAUCAGAACUUCCCUUUCAACUCCAUAAAUAUUAUGAAGAUGUUAUACUACUCUUUGAAAAUUUCAAAUAAAAAAAAAUGCUUUUAAAUCUAGCAUCUAUAAAAAAGAGCCUAAAUAAUCAGCCUAAUAAAUUUGAUCCACUGCAAAUUUAUGGUUCAUCAGCUUUCUUAUAAUUAUAAUAAAUGUUGGAUUAAUAGUAAGCAAUAUCAAUUGAAAACGAGAUUUUGAAUGAUGAGACGAGAAAUACAGAAAGAAUUCACUUAACUUAAGAAUCCGACGAUGAAAUAAGGGAAAUGCUAUAAGCUCCUACUGUUAUUUAGCUUAACGACUAAGAUUAUUAUACAAGAACAACCAUUAAAGCAGUAUUAAAAAUUUUAUAUGAUUAAUCCUUAAAUGAGCAUCAUGAAUUAGCUAUAAAAACCUUAAAUUGCAUAGUGAAUUUAUUAAAAAGUAGGACAAAGAAUUUCUUAGAUUUGCUGAUUCCAGUUUUAUGCAAAGUUUUAGAAUAAGAUAAUAUAAGAGAAGAUAUUCUUAACAUCAUUUUAGUUAUUAUUGAAAAUUGUGGAGUUUAUUAUAAGCAGAAUUACUUAGAUUAACUAUUAAAUAUGUUCUUAGAAUAUAGUUAGGAUAUAAGGUACUCCUUAAUAUGCCUUAAAAUAUUAAAGGUUGUAGUUAGUUUCCACAAAAGAAAUAUUUAUUAUAAAAUAGAACCUAUUGUAUAAAAAGUAAAUAAUCUAAUCAAAAAAGCUCACGUAGAUGAAGAAUUUACGUUGAGAGUUAUUUAAAUUUAUAAAAAUUUAGCAGAAUAUCUGAAUCCUCAUCUUCAUUUAAUCAUACCUUUUUUGUGUCAGCUAAUAACUUAAAAUGCCUAACUUGUAAAUAUGCAAGUAAAGACCGAAAUUAUUCAACUUUUCUAAUAUCUUUGCUUUUAUUGCUCUUCUUCAAUCCAGUAUAUAUCGCUAAUAGUUGAUUCUAUCCUUUAAAAUAUAUAAACAAAUAAAUUCUAGCCAUUGAUGACUAAUUCAAUUAUGGAUACUAUUGUAGUUUUUAUUUAUAAAUAUAGAAACGAUUUUCAAGCCUAUCUUCCCAAAAUAAACUAAACAGUGAAAUCUUAAAAUAUCCACCACAAUAUUUACUCAAAAUGUAUUGAAAUUUUCUUAAAUUAUGGAAAUUUAGUUGAUGUUUCCUCUCAAAUUGAAAGCGAUAUUGCUCUCUUGGAGUGUAAAAGAAUUUAAGAGUAGCCAUAUACUUUAGAACCAUAGGAUUCCUUGACUAGACCAAUUAAAACAGAUAAAAUUCUUAAACUUUUUGAUACUCAUAGUAAUUAAUCAAAAGAGGAUUGGAUACAGUGGAUGAGAAAAUCUUCUAUAGAAAUGCUCAAAGAAUCCCCUAAUUUAAUCUUGUCUGCCUGUCAUCAAUUAGCUGAAGUCUACUAAGAGCUUCAAGUAGAGUUAAAUAAUAUAUCUUUCUCUUCUGUGUGGGCUGAACUAAAAUAAAAAGAAAAGGAAUAUAUUAUUAAUUAGCUCGACCCUGCUCUUAACUUUUAACAUAGAGAUGGUGACAGGGCUUAAAAAGUACCUUUGAAUCUCUUGCAAUUGUUACUUAAUUUAGCAGAAUUUAUGCAACACGAUAAAGGAGGUUUACCUAUUAAGAGCUCAAAAUUAGCUGAAUUAGCAUAAAGAUGCUCUGCAUACGCUAAGUCUUUGUAUUAUCGAGAAUCAGAGUUUGAAAAGCAAGGAGUGGAAACCUUUGAAACACUUGAAGCAUUAUAUAAAUAACUCGGAUAGAAAGAGUCAGCUUAAGGUUUGGUCUAAUAUAUGCAAAAGUAUACUAAAUACUAAUUCCGUUCAUAAAAUAAUAUAUCUGAUUAAAUUAUGACAAAUUAAACAAUUGAUGGAAACAAUAGCAAAUCUAUUUAAAUAUAAAAGCAAUUGGCUAAUUUAAAACUAUCUGAUUUAGCUCACUUUAAGAUAAAGGUGUAACAGUUAGAGUAAUAUUUUGAAUGGGAAAAAAUUUUAACCCUCAUGAAAGAGGAAGAAGAUUAUGAAGUUAAAAAGCAAGUAAUGGAUGUCGCUGCUAAAGCUGCAAUGAAUCUAGGUAAAUGGGAAGAAUUAGAAUAGUUUGCUGAGAAUCUCUCUGAUGAAAACACAAACGAUAAAUCCUUUUGGCUUGCAGCUGUUUGUUUGAAAUCAAAGAAUUAUGAAAAAUCAAAAGUGUACAUUCAUGAAUCAAUAUAAAAGCUUGAUAAUAAAGUCAGUGGUCUAGUAUUUGAAAGCUAUAAUAGAGCUUUUGAAAGUAUUCUAAGAUUACAGCAGUUGUUUGAGAUGUAAGAAAUCCUUGAAAUGAAAAUUUACCAAGAAAAAAUAGGUUAAAUGAUGCAAAGAGAGGGAAUGGAUAGGCAUAAAUUAUAAAUAGAGCAAGAACUUAAAAGAUAAAAUUUGAAAGAUAUAUGGGCAGAUAGAUUAAGAGGUAAUCCAAAAGAGUUAGAUACAUGGCAAUAAAUUCUUUCUGUGAGAUAGAUUUAUCUUUCUAAAAAAGAAGAUUUGCAAUCAUGGUUAAAAUUCUGUAAAAUUAUUUUGAGAAACAACUAGCUGUAGUAUUGUAGGAGAAUGCUAGAUCAAAUAUUUUAAGAAGAAUAUUAAGAUGAAGAUGAAGCACCUCCAAAUUAUCAUCUGGCCAAUUUCGAAUGCAUGUAUAGAAUCAAUCCCAGUAAUUUCCCAGAAAUAUGUGAAAAAAUGGAAAAUUAUCUCAAAAAUGAGAAAAAAAUAGAAAAAAAAUAAGUUGCUAAAAUGUAUUUGAAAAUGGGUAUCUGGAUGCGUGAAACAGGAGAAGAGUUAGACAAAUAAAAAAUUAAAAAAAUUGAAGAGUAUUUUGAAAAAUCAAAGGAGUUUAAAUCUGAUUAUUACAAAACAUGGCAUCAUUUUGCAUUGUUAAAUUUUGAUGUUUUAGAUAUGAUGGAUGAAAUUGACACAAGAGAAAAAUUAGAUUACAUUUUAAAUGCUCUUGAAGGAUUUAUGAAAAGUAUUUCAAUCGGAACAUCAUCAGAGCAUAAAUCCCCUUACCUCUUUUAAGAUUGUUUAAGACUUUUGUAAAUUAUUUUUGAUUAUGGUGAUUUCGAAGAAGUAGCUCAACUAUUUUUAGAAGAUUUCAAAAAUAUUGAUAGUCGUGCAUGGAUUGAGGUUGUUCCUCAAAUUAUUGCACGUAUUUCAGAUUCAAAAAGUGGAGUAUAAAAAAUUUUACAUGAGUUGUUAAUUCACAUCUCUAAUCAUCACUCAUAAGCCUUAAUUUACCCACUCACUAUAGCUUGUAAGUCUAAAACUCAAAUUAGAUAACAAGCUGCUAAUUAAAUAAUUUCUGAUAUUAAAACACAUUCCCCUGUUCUUGUAAAUGAAGCCAUGCUGAUAUCUAAUGAGCUCAAUCGUGCAGCUAUAUUAUUAAAAGAGUAAUGGCACGAAGGUAUUUAUAAUUCUAUGGAGUCUUUUGAGCGCUUUUAGAGUGAAAAAUCUACUUCUUCAGAUCUUAUAAAAAAUGUAAUGGAGCUACAUGAAACAAUGACUUUGCAACCAGAGUCACUUAGUGAAAUAUCAUUUCACCAAAAUUUUGGAGGAAUUAUCAAUGAGGCAGAAGCUUGGAUUUAGCGUUUUAGUAUAACCGAAAAUCCUAUAUGCAUAUACCAAGCAUUCGAUAUUUAUAGUUAAAUUUAUUAAAAGUUAAAGCCACAAAUAAAGAAGUUAGAAUUCGUUUACCUUGAAAAUGUAUCUCCUAAGUUGAUAGAGACAAAAAAUUGUGAAAUAUCUAUUCCAGGAAUGUACAAACCUUCAAGACCAGUCAUUAAAAUCACAUGCUUUUAGCCAAAACUUGAAGUUCUUCCAUCAAAAACUCAUCCCAGAAAAAUAUGUAUUUACGGAUCAGAUUCUAAAGAGUAUUUCUUUUUAUUGAAGGGUCAUGAAGAUAUUCGUCAAGAUGAAAGAGUUAUGUAGCUAUUUGGGCUGAUAAAUAGACUUUUGUAAAAUAAUACAGAGACAUAAAAAAAAGGAUUAUCUAUUACGAGAUAUUCUAUUAUUCCGCUUUCCAUGAAAACAGGUUUACUAGGGUGGGUUUAAAAUUGUGACACUCUUUAAAUUUUAAUAAGAGAUUAUAGAAAAGCUUUUAACAUAAAAUAUGGUGCUGAGCUAACUCUUAUGAAUGAUUUUAACAUAUAUAAUUUCUAUGAUAGCAGUUUCAAUGAUUAUAAUAAGCUUCCAUUACUAAAUAAGGUCGAAAUAUUUAGAUAUAUAAUGUAAAAUACUCUAGGUGAGGAUUUAAAGAAACUUCUAUGGCUUAAAAGCCCUAAUUCAGAAAUAUGGUUAGAAAGAAGAACAAAUUAUACUCGCUCAUUGGCUACUAUGUCCAUAGCAGGAUAUAUAUUAGGCUUGGGAGAUCGUCAUUUAUCUAAUAUUAUGCUCUAAAGAUAAACAGGUAAAAUUGUGCAUAUUGACUUUGGUGAUUGCUUCGAAGUAGCUAUGAGAAGAGAAUCUUUACCUGAGAAAGUGCCAUUUAGAUUAACAAGAAUGCUAGUUAAUGCUAUGGAAGCGUGUGGAAUAGAAGGAAAUUAUAGAAAUACAUGCGAACUUGUAGUAAAGGUAAUUAGAGAAAACAAAGAAAGUUUGAUUGCUGUCUUAGAAGCAUUUGUCUAUGAUCCUCUAUUCUAUUGGAUAGUGUUUACAAUGUCAGGAGAUCUUGAUAGUAUGAAAUCACCACAGGAAGCUAAAAAUGGAAUCUCAAGGAGAAAUUCUUAAAUAAUUAGCAAUAACUCUGGAAAUAUAAACAGCUUCGAUUAUAAAGAGUUUGAAACGGAACAAAACGAAGACAUUAAUAAAUUAAGAUUACAAAAAGAAGAAAUGAAAAAAGCUGGAGACAAAGAUAAACUUUAAUAACCUUAAGAUUUAUUCAACAAAAAAGCAGUUGAAAUUAUGGAUAGAAUAAAGAAAAAAUUGAAUGGAAGAGAUUUUAAAGAAAAUGAAUAGCUUAGCUAUGUUGAUCAAGUAAAUAAAUUAAUUCUGUAAGCAACUUCAGACGAAAACAUUUGCUAAGCUUAUAUUGGGUGGGGUCCAUUUUGGUGA